AUGAGGGAGAUCGUCCAUAUUCAGGCUGGGCAGUGUGGCAAUCAGAUUGGAUCCAAGUUCUGGGAAGUUAUCAGCGAUGAGCAUGGAGUUGAUCCAACUGGAACUUACCAUGGAGACAGUGAUCUGCAACUAGAAAGGAUAAAUGUAUAUUAUAAUGAAGCCACAGGUAUUAAUAAUAAUAAAGGUGGCAAGUUUGUACCCCGUGCUAUUAUGGUAGAUUUGGAGCCUGGCACUAUGGACUCUGUUCGCUCUGGACCCUUUGGACAGAUCUUCAGGCCUGAUAACUUUGUGUUCGGUCAGAGUGGUGCUGCUAAUAACUGGGCCAAAGGACAUUACACUGAAGGUGCUGAACUGGUUGAUUCUGUGAUGGAUGUGCUGAGGAAGGAGGCUGAGAGCUGUGAUUGUCUCCAGGGCUUCCAGCUCACCCACUCCCUGGGUGGUGGUACAGGUGCCGGUAUGGGCACACUUCUUCUUAACAAGAUCCGAGAGGAAUAUCCCGACAGAAUCUUAGUGUCUUUCAGUGUUAUCCCAUCACCCAAAGUGUCAGACACUGUGGUAGAGCCUUAUAAUGCCACACUGUCUAUCCAUCAACUUAUAGAGAACUCAGAUGAGACAUUCUGUAUUGACAAUGAGGCCCUGUUUGACAUUUGUUUCCGUACACUCAAACUGACAGCUCCCACUUAUGGUGACAUGAACCACCUCAUCUCGGCCACCAUGAGUGGUAUCACAACCUGCCUUCGUUUCCCUGGACAGCUCAACGCUGACCUGCGUAAACUGGCUGUGAACAUGGUGCCCUUCCCCCGUCUGCACUUUUUUGUCCCAGGUUUUGCUCCUCUAACCAGCCGUGGAAGCCAGCAGUACCGUGCCAUCACUGUACCUCAGCUCACCCAACAGAUGUUUGAUGCUAAGAACAUGAUGGCUGCCUGUGACCCACGACAUGGCCGCUAUCUUACUGUUGCUGCCGUUUUCCGAGGCCGUAUGUCCAUGAAAGAGGUGGAUGAGCAGAUGCUCAAUGUACAGAACAAGAACAGUGCCUACUUUGUGGAAUGGAUCCCUAACAAUGUCAAGACAGCUGUCUGUGACAUCCCACCCAGAGGCCUCAGGAUGGCUGCCACCUUCAUCGGCAACACCACAGCCAUCCAGGAGCUGUUUAAGCGCAUCGGUGAGCAGUACAGUGCUAUGUUCCGCAGGAAGGCUUUUCUGCAUUGGUACACUGGUGAGGGCAUGGAUGAAGCUGAAUUCAUUGAGGCUGAGGGUAAUAUGAUCGACCUGAUAUCUGAGUAUCAGCAUUACCAGGAUGCCACAAUUGGAGAUGAGGUUGCUUAUGAGGAGUACAAUAAUGAUGAAGACUGAGCAGGAUUCUGUUCAGACCUAAGAAUGACUGGAUCGUUACACUAAGACAUGUCAUGGUUUCUC
Molecule: messenger RNA, 1416 nt
Organism: Callorhinchus milii (elephant shark)
Lineage: Eukaryota; Metazoa; Chordata; Chondrichthyes; Chimaeriformes; Callorhinchidae
Product: tubulin beta chain-like
Exons: 4
Coding region: 1-1353 (450 amino acids)
Biological process (GO): microtubule cytoskeleton organization; mitotic cell cycle
Cellular component (GO): microtubule; cytoplasm
Molecular function (GO): GTPase activity; structural constituent of cytoskeleton; GTP binding
Source: RefSeq, a predicted model, not a curated record